Messenger RNA from Parathielavia appendiculata, 366 nucleotides. RefSeq names its product transcription initiation Spt4. Gene Ontology annotation, molecular function: zinc ion binding; RNA polymerase II complex binding. Gene Ontology annotation, cellular component: nucleus; DSIF complex. The coding region runs from base 1 to 366 and encodes 121 amino acids. NCBI's taxonomy places the organism in Eukaryota, Fungi, Ascomycota, Sordariomycetes, Sordariales, Chaetomiaceae. The record is from RefSeq and is a predicted model, not a curated record. Gene Ontology annotation, biological process: regulation of transcription elongation by RNA polymerase II; transcription elongation-coupled chromatin remodeling. The transcript has 3 exons.
AUGUCAGAAAACUACGUCGCGCCAGCCCAGCAGCGCUACCUGCGCGCCUGCAUGGUCUGCUCGAUCGUCAUGACCUACGCCCGCUUCCGCGACGAAGGCUGCCCCAACUGCGAGGAGUUCCUCCACCUGCAAGGGUCGCCCGACCAGAUCGACAGCUGCACGUCGCAGGUCUUUGAAGGGCUCAUCACGCUGGCCGACCCGUCCAAGUCAUGGGUGGCAAAGUGGCAGCGGCUGGACGGGUACGUGCGGGGCGUCUACGCGACAAAGGUAUCGGGCCAGCUGCCGGACGACGUACGGACCUCGAUCGAGGAGGAGUACAGGAUUACAUACAUCCCACGUGAUGGCAGCGCGACCGAGGCGGAUUAG